This is a messenger RNA of Candoia aspera, 943 nucleotides long. RefSeq names its product nudix hydrolase 22 (gene NUDT22). The coding region runs from base 27 to 905 and encodes 292 amino acids. The record is from RefSeq and is a predicted model, not a curated record. Lineage: Eukaryota; Metazoa; Chordata; Lepidosauria; Squamata; Candoiidae. Gene Ontology annotation, molecular function: GDP-mannose hydrolase activity. The transcript is spliced from 5 exons.
CUUUCAAUGAACAAGGGAGCCAAAGGAUGGACUCGGAUGUCUCCUUCCUGUUCCAAAGCCCAGCUCCUGGGGGCAUCCCGGAAUCUCAAGUCCGAGCAGAACUUUCCCCCCACUACGACCGGAACUCACUGCCCAGAGACCAGGCCCAGAUUGACAGUGCAUGGGCAGCGCGUUGCCAGCAGAACCCCUGGCUUUUCAACGGGGCCAAAUUUCGCCUCCACUCCAUCAAGGCGGACGGAACCAUUUUGACUUUCCGUCUGGGGCUGACCAGCUAUAAGGACUUUGUGGGCACCAACUUGACUGAGUCAGCCAGGCAGCUCCAGGAGCAGGGACGCAAAGACUUCGGGGACAGCCAAGCCUACCUCGCUGAGCCCCUAGGCGUGGGUGCCAUGUUGCACGCAGCAGACGACACUUUUAUCUUCUUGAGACGCAGCCUGUGUGUGGGAGAAGCGCCAGGAAAGAUCGAUGUUCCUGGGGGACAUCCAGAACCUCAGGCUGUGUUAGGAGAUGGCACCUUGGAGGGAUCCUCUAUCCGCCAUCAGGACCUUCCAGGAGACCUUGUGGUCAGAGAGUUGUUCUCCUCUGUGCUUCGCGAGAUCCAGGAUGAGGUGAACCUUGAACCAGCCACACUCAGCAGGCCUCUUUUGCUUGGGAUAGCUCGGAAUGAAACCAGCGCUGGCCGGUGCAGCGCUGAAUUCUACGUCAGGUGCAGCCUGACUUCUGAGCAAGUGAGGCAGCGUUAUGCUCUUGGGGGCCCUGAAGCUCUAGAAUCGGUCGGCAUCAUCUUUGUCAGCAGAGAGGGUGUCCUAUCGAUGGAGGAGAAAGGCAAGCUGUGGGAGGAACUGUGCCCAUCAGCCAAAGGGGCAGUGAAACUAUACACCCAAGUCAUGGGGGCACAUCGGUGAAAGGCCCGUUGGCGAGGGAUAGACUCUCAAGGACUGUU